AUGCCAAGAGACGCAGAAAAAGUCCAGAUGCCCAGCGGGGAUGAACUAGAGAGACUCCGAAACGAAGCUGGAAUCGUCCAAGACCCCAUCGGCGACGAAAACUUCUGGAGACAGAGAAAGUCGGCAAUCAGAUUCGACCCGGUGACGCAGAGACCGAACGAAAAGAAGGGCCGAAUGCUCAACCGGAUGAGACGCAGAAUCGCAGACAGAUUCACGGAUCUGCUGGAACAGAUUCUCGAAGGAUUCUCCGAUCCAAACAGGCAGAUGAGUCUCGACGGCUGGCAACUUGCGAUCAACGGCGCUUCGAACGUUCUCUCGGAUCUUAUCCGAGAAGAAAACGGAAAGUUCAACGAAGACGACCAGAAUCAGUCAGACGAGAGUCUUUUCUACGGAUGCCUCAACACUGCCAAGACCACCAUGGACAUCCCACCGCUCCUCAACGUCGUCUACGUCGACAAAGACCGCCAGAUUCCAGAAGGAAGACUCCCCGCCUACCAAGAGAGAGUUUCAGCUAUCAAGUCCAGAGCGGAUUUCCUGUUCAGGAAAGAUAGACUCCCAAAAAGAGGCGAAGACUCCCUCGAGUCCUGGAAGGAGAAGCGAAGAGAUGAGUACAUCAAAGACGGAGUUCCAGAGGACAUCGCCAGAGUCCUGACCCGUCGAGACUCAGGAGUCAUCGGUUGGACGUCGAGACGAGAUGGAACCUGCCAGACCGACAGUGUGGACGCUCAGCAGGCCAAGACUCAGCAGACUCAGACCAACUCAGGGACUGGUUUCGAAAACCCGAAACAGAAAUAUAAGACUCAAAUCAGUCAAAACUUGACUUCAUAA
Messenger RNA from Oikopleura dioica, 828 nucleotides. The record is from the annotation of a GenBank genome assembly. Lineage: Eukaryota; Metazoa; Chordata; Appendicularia; Copelata; Oikopleuridae.